Molecule: messenger RNA, 775 nt
Organism: Drosophila obscura
Lineage: Eukaryota; Metazoa; Arthropoda; Insecta; Diptera; Drosophilidae
Product: Golgi-associated plant pathogenesis-related protein 1
Exons: 4
Coding region: 135-575 (146 amino acids)
Cellular component (GO): extracellular region
Source: RefSeq, a predicted model, not a curated record
AACUUGACAACUGUCGAGACAAAAAAACACAACAACUGUGCGAAAAUUUUAAUUUGAUUUAAAUACAACAACAAUUUAACGAGUGAAAAAUAAGUGAAAUUCAACCAAGUGUUAACGAGUUAAACGAAACGAAAAUGAGUGUGGAACAAUUUGCCCAGGAAUGCCUCAGUGCCCACAAUAAAUAUCGCGCACUGCACCAUGCCCCACCGCUGAGUCUGAGUCCCAAGCUGAAUGCAUUGGCCACCAAUUGGGCUCAGCAUUUGUUGGCCAACAAUCGCAUGGAGCAUCGUCAGAAUAGCGGAUAUGGCGAGAACAUUUAUAUGGCCAUGGGUGGCCAGAUGCCUGCUGCCAAUGCUGUGGAUUCCUGGUACAACGAGAUCAAUCAAUACAAUUGGCACAGUCCCGCUUUCAGAAUGGGCACGGGACACUUCACCCAAGUGGUGUGGAAAAACUCCACUGAGUUGGGUGUGGGAUUUGCCAAAAGGGGAAACGUCAUCUAUGUUGUGUGCAAUUACAAUCCCCCUGGUAACUACACCAAUAUGUUCCGGGAAAAUGUAUUGCCCAAAGGUCGCUAAAAGCUAAAGGAAACUUAAGGCAUUCCAAAGAUAUUUAUGAAACAUAUGAUAUAUACAUAUAUAACCUUUGUAAAAGGGUAUAUCAUUCCUUUGAAACAUUCCAUUGAAACCAAAGCAACCAUUACCGAAUUUAUAUUGUGAACAAAUAUACAUAUUAUAAGUAUAAAACUCCCAAACAUACCCAAAACAUAAAUAUACAC